Molecule: messenger RNA, 1680 nt
Organism: Cololabis saira (Pacific saury)
Lineage: Eukaryota; Metazoa; Chordata; Actinopteri; Beloniformes; Belonidae
Gene: pdf
Product: peptide deformylase, mitochondrial
Exons: 3
Coding region: 125-874 (249 amino acids)
Biological process (GO): N-terminal protein amino acid modification; peptidyl-methionine modification
Cellular component (GO): mitochondrion
Molecular function (GO): peptide deformylase activity
Source: RefSeq, a predicted model, not a curated record
UGACGAGCAGCGACCAGGAAGAGCGUGUUGUCAGUCCGCUGACCUCUUCAUCCUCAUGUGAUGAUUAACGUAAACACGGGAGCACACAUUUCACUGACAGCCGUGUCCCUGCUGCAGCUCUACCAUGGCUACUAAGUCAUCCGUGUCUCUUCUCCAGCUUUCCUGGAUGGGGGUCAGAUGUCAUUCAUCCACAGCCCGGGCCCUGACAGCAACAGCCUCCACCUUCCUCCCACAUAUGUCGGCCUGUAGACGCUUUGUGUCCAGCAACGUUAAAGUGCGCUCCUAUCUGCAGUACAUGAAACAGAAGAUCAUUUCCCCUCCCACUCCUCCUUACAGCCAUGUGUGCCAAGUGGGAGAUCCUGUCCUCCGUUCGCACGCAGCUGCUGUUGACCCCGCAGCGAUAACAGGCCCCGAGAUCCAGCGGGUCAUCAGCACCAUGGUGAAGGUAAUGCGGCGGCUUGAGUGCGUGGGACUCAGCGCGCCUCAAAUUGGGGUCCCACUCCGUAUCCUGGCCCUGGAAUACCCACAGAAGAUGUUGGAGGAGAGCUCCUCUGCAGCGAGGGAGCUCCGUGGUCUCUCCGCCGAACCCCUGAGGGUUUUUGUGAACCCCCAACUGAGGGUCUUGGACGGCCAGAAGGUGCUUUUUCAGGAGGCCUGUGAAAGCAUCUCAGGCUACUGCGCCACAGUUCCACGCUAUCGGUCUGUAGAAGUGUCUGGUGUGAAUGAAAAAGGUGAUCCUGUCACAUGGCAGGCCCGCGGUUGGUCAGCACGAAUCCUCCAGCAUGAGAUGGACCACUUGGAUGGAGUUCUUUACAUUGACCGCAUGGACAGCAAAUCCUUCGUUAACAUCAACUGGCAGGCACACAACGAAUAGAAAACCCUCUGAAAGCCAACCACAGCUGUGAAACGAGUGAUUGACACUGAUUUGAUUCUCAGCAUCUUUAUCCCUAAGAAGUGAAUAAAACCUUUUUCACAGCUGUCUAGCUGAAUCUCCGUCUCCGUCACAGCAGCAGCUCUGUGGUGAACUACUUCAAUCCAUCGCUGCAUCACAGCUGUUUUUGUUCCGUCACAACCCUAUAAGGAACCACAAAUAUAUAACUUUAUAAACAAGUUCUGCUCAACAAAACUCAGUUUGAUCAAUAAAGGUGACAAUAAAAGGGAUGAAUUAUAAAAUGCUGUGAUCUUUGUCUGCAGCCAACAGCAGCGGUGACAGAACAUGCUUAACUUAACUUAACUUUUAAAUGACCUUUUUUUUUUUUAAAUAAAUGAACAAAUUGUUUUGGACUGUAAGUUUAUCCCCGACUGUUAAGAAGAGCACUUAUUGUUUUUUUGAGACUGUAUUUCCUCUAAAAGGCAUCUUUGUUGACUUCAAACAUAAAAAUAGCUGUAACACACCCUCAAACCUUCAAAAUCUCCUUCACCCUGUCCCUGCCAUUUCCACAUGCACGCACACGUGUUAACUCACGCAGUAGAGGUCUGCAUGUCAUGCCAGCCUCUGCUGAAGUUGUUUUUGAACUCGCUCAGAGGAGUGAUGCCCAGCUUCUGCUUGAGGUCUGCGUGCUGCUUCUCUUUGGACAACAAGACCUGCCUCAGCGUGCUGAUCUCCUCUUCCAGCUGGAAACGGACAGGAAGAAAUACGACACAUUAAAACUGCUCCUCCUGUUAUGCUUGUGCGUGCGU